AUGUGGGCUUGGCUUCUGCGCCAUUCAAUACUAAGAACUCUUUUUAGUGUUCUUGGUCAUCCUUAUGGUCUUUUCGAAGUUUCGUCUGGAAAAGCAAUUCCUGUCUGUGCUGCUCAACUUGUCCAAGAAGAAGGUGUGGGGGAUAUUGAGCUGCGGGACGUUAAUGGUAGCGCUGAUAGCGAAUCGACGGUGUUGGAGGAAUGUAAUCAAGAAGGACAAGAUCUGAACCCUGCACAAGCUCUUCAAAAGCUCAGUCAAGAAGAUGUUCUUUCUCUCAAGGACCAAGGGAUCUCAGCUGGGGAAUUAGUCUCCAAAUUAGUAGAAGGUAGCAAAUCGUUUAGUGCACGUACAGAAUAUUCCAAAAGCAAGUAUAUUCGAAGGAAAACAAAAAAACAUUCUGACAGGUGCUCUUUUUAUUUUCCAGGAGUUCAAACAAUAACAAAUUCUAAUAUUCUCGUAGUUCUGAUUCUCAAACCUACGAUUCGACUACUUUGUAGAUCUUAUUAUAUGAAAGACUGCGGACGAGUUUCUAACUUGAGAGUCGAUCAGUUGGGAAUGAUUAUUCAGCUAGCAGACGUUCACCAUGGCAAAAAUUGUGUUGUAUUCGAUCAGGUGCUAGGCCUGAUUUCCGCUGCGGUUGUUGAUCGACUUGCCGGCCAAGGUUCAUGCAUUCAUCUUCAUCGAGGUCUCAUAGCACAAUCCAUUCCAUGCGUUCAUAGUAUGAACUUCAGUGAGGAGGUAUUCUCUACAUUUUUACCGGUCCGCAUAGCUUCAUUACUUGGAACAGCAAAACAGACUGAUGAUAUCAAAGAAAAUCCUAUAGAGGAUGAACCAAUGGAUGAGGAGGAGGGCGCUGGAGAUGUAUCUUAUUAUAGUAAAGCAUGCAAGCCAGAAGGCACCUCUUUAGCUCGAAAAGCUGAUCGAUUAGCCAGAGAAAAGCGGGGACUGGCUUUGCUUGAAGAAGGGGUUGACGCAUUAAUAAUUGCUACGAGAACAGUGGACCCUGUUUCAGUUUUGGAAGCGGUUUUCCCAAAGCUGCGACCCUCUGGAUCAGUUGUCAUAUAUGGUCCUCAUAUGGAGGUGAUAAAUCCUCUUUCAUCAUAUCCAGAGUCUCGUUCUCAACAUUUUAAC
Messenger RNA from Strongylus vulgaris, 1131 nucleotides. Lineage: Eukaryota; Metazoa; Nematoda; Chromadorea; Rhabditida; Strongylidae. The record is from the annotation of a GenBank genome assembly.